CACGUCCCCAGCUUCCGGAAGUUAGUUUCGCCAAACAUCCGGGCUUCUCCUUUUUGCUUUCCGGCUCAUCCCACCUCUCUUUUUACCCCUGGACCUCUCCUUCCUUCAGGCCUACGUCUUAUCCCACUCUUCCACGCGCGGGACUAGCGCAGGCUUCAGCGACGGGAGCCCUCGAGGGACAUGGCAGCUACGGCGGCGCCCGCCGGCGGCUCCCGAAACGGGGCUGGUCCAGAAUGGGGAGGGUUCGAAGAAAACAUCCAGGGUGGGAGCUCAGCUGUGAUUGACAUGGAGAACAUGGACGAUACCUCAGGCUCCAGCUUCGAGGAUAUGGGCGAGCUGCAUCAGCGCCUGCGUGAGGAAGAAGUAGAUGCUGAUGCAGCCGCUGCUGAAGAAGAGGAUGGCGAGUUCCUGGGCAUGAAGGGCUUUAAGGGACAGCUCAGCCGGCAGGUGGCUGAUCAGAUGUGGCAGGCAGGAAAGAGACAAGCUUCCAGGGCCUUCAGCUUGUACGCCAACAUCGACAUCCUGAGACCCUACUUUGAUGUGGAGCCUGCCCAGGUGCGAAGCAGGCUCCUGGAGUCCAUGAUCCCUAUCAAGAUGGUCAACUUCCCCCAGAAAAUUGCAGGUGAGCUCUACGGACCUCUCAUGCUGGUCUUCACGCUGGUUGCCAUCCUCCUCCACGGGAUGAAGACAUCUGACACCAUUAUCCGGGAGGGCACCCUGAUGGGCACAGCCAUUGGCACCUGCUUUGGCUACUGGCUGGGCGUCUCAUCCUUCAUUUACUUCCUCGCCUACCUGUGCAACGCGCAGAUCACCAUGCUCCAGAUGCUGGCACUGCUGGGCUAUGGCCUCUUUGGUCACUGCAUUGUCCUGUUCAUCACCUAUAAUAUCCACCUCCAUGCCCUCUUCUACCUCUUCUGGCUGCUGGUGGGGGGGCUGUCCACCCUGCGCAUGGUGGCAGUGUUGGUGUCACGGACUGUGGGCCCUACACAGCGGCUGCUCCUCUGUGGCACCCUGGCUGCCCUGCACAUGCUCUUCCUGCUCUAUCUGCAUUUUGCCUACCACAAGGUUGUAGAGGGGAUCCUGGACACACUGGAGGGUCCCAACAUCCCACCCAUGCAGAGGGUUCCCAGAGACAUCCCUGCUGUGCUCCCUGCUGCCAGGCUAUCAGCUGUCGUGCUCAAUGCCACAACCAAGGCUGUUGCGGUGACCCUGCAGUCACACUGACCCACCUGAAAUCCUUGGCUGGCUCCCUUUUCCCCAGCUGCGGAGUGGAGGAAGAUUAAAGAAGAGUACUGAUGACAUGUGUCUUUUUGAUGGGGUCUGCAGCUGCCACAGAGCUGGAGCCGCUUAAGCACCUCCUUUGACGCCGGUUGGGGCUUCUGAAGGGCACAAGGCCAGGAACUCCUGGCCAGGACUGCAGAGCUCUGCAGCCAGUGCAGAAAGUGGGUCAAGCGCCUGUGAGGCCCUGUCACCACCCAUCCCUUCCUUCUUCUUUAUUUCUCCCACGUUGUCUUGCUAAAUAUAGACUUGGUAAUUAAAAUAUUGAUUGAAGCCUGGAACUGCA
This is a messenger RNA of Hipposideros armiger (great roundleaf bat), 1564 nucleotides long. It is a transcript of the gene YIPF3, whose product is annotated as Yip1 domain family member 3. NCBI's taxonomy places the organism in Eukaryota, Metazoa, Chordata, Mammalia, Chiroptera, Hipposideridae. Bases 181 to 1224 code for a protein of 347 amino acids. Gene Ontology annotation, cellular component: Golgi apparatus. The record is from RefSeq and is a predicted model, not a curated record. The transcript has 9 exons.